GGAGGCGACUCUCUUCUUCCCUCCCUCCCAAAGCCUCAGCAGAGAGAGAGAGAGAAAGAGAGAGAGAGAGGCGAUGUCUGGUUGGGAUGAAGGUAAAGUAUUCUACAGCGAUCAGGCCCAGUUCCCGGGCGGUGGAGGCGAUCCUGACCAUGGAUCCAUCACUCGCCAUUCCGCCCUCCGCAAGUUCAAGGAAUUCAUCCGUAGUUUCCAUGGAGAGAAGGGCGAUUUCCCAUACAGGGAAAGCCUCGUCCAGAACCCUAAUUACCUCCUUGUUGCCAUGGAAGACCUCCAUUCCUUCGAUGCUGAGCUAUCCGAUAAGAUCCGAAAGCUUCCCGCUGAUUACUUACCCUUGUUUGAAACAGCAGCAGCUGAAGUGCUUGCAAGUCUACGGUCGAAAGUUGCUGGUGAAACGGGCGAAAUGGAGGAACCUGUCACAGGUGAGGUCCAGAUUUUUAUCUCUUCAAAGGAGAAUUCGGUCUCAAUGCGAUCUCUCGGGGCUGAGUUUAUCUCGAAGCUUGUUAAGAUUUCUGGGAUCACGAUUGCUGCAUCGAGAACAAAGGCAAAGGCGACAUAUGUGACUCUUUUGUGUAAGAACUGUAAAAAUGUCAAGACGGUGCCAUGUCGACCUGGGCUUGGUGGUGCCAUUGUUCCCCGAUCGUGUGACCAUGCACCCCAGCCUGGCGAAGAGGCUUGCCCUUUAGAUCCUUGGAUUAUAGUCCCUGAUAGAAGCAAGUAUGUUGAUCAACAGACACUGAAACUGCAGGAGAACCCAGAGGAUGUGCCAACUGGAGAACUUCCGCGGAACAUGCUGCUGUCCGUUGAUAGGCACCUCGUUCAAACAAUUGUACCCGGUACAAGGCUGACUAUCAUGGGAAUUUACAGUAUAUUCCAAGCAGCCAGUUCUGCUGCGCAAAAAGGAGCAGUUGCAGUUAGACAACCUUAUAUCAGGGUUGUUGGAAUAGAACAAGCUCAUGAUGGAAACUCAGGAGGGCCAUCUGCCUUUACGCAUGAUGAGGAACUAGAAUUCAAAGAAUUUGCUCAAAGACCAGAUUCAUAUGCAAAGUUAUGUUCCAUGAUUGCUCCCUCUAUAUAUGGCCAUGCUGAUGUGAAGAAAGCAAUGGCUUGUCUUUUAUUUGGAGGAUCGAGGAAGAGGUUGCCAGAUGGUGUGAAGUUAAGAGGAGAUAUCAAUGUCUUGCUUUUGGGGGACCCAUCUACUGCUAAAUCACAGUUUCUCAAGUUUGUCGAGAAGACUGCUCCUGUGGCUGUCUAUACAUCAGGGAAAGGCUCAUCUGCAGCUGGUCUUACAGCUUCUGUGAUUCGUGAUAACAGCUCACGUGAAUUUUAUCUGGAAGGAGGAGCCAUGGUUUUGGCAGAUGGGGGAGUCGUCUGCAUUGAUGAAUUUGACAAAAUGAGGGUCGAGGACAGAGUUGCCAUUCAUGAAGCCAUGGAGCAGCAGACCAUAUCCAUCGCCAAAGCAGGAAUAACAACCGUGCUCAAUUCUAGAACGUCUGUACUUGCAGCAGCCAACCCCCCAUCUGGGCGUUACGAUGAUCUUAAGACUGCACAGGAUAACAUUGAUCUGCAGACAACAAUCCUUUCUCGAUUUGAUCUAAUUUUCAUUGUGAAAGAUAUCCGAAUGUAUAGUCAAGAUAAGCUUAUCGCUAGCCAUAUUAUAAAAGUUCAUGCUAGUGCUGGCAUAGCAUCCAAGGAUACUGAUUCUUUGGAAGGAGAGAAUUGGCUGAAGAGAUACAUUGAGUACUGCCGCGUUCACUGCAAGCCUCGGUUAUCAGAUUCUGCUGCCACCAUGUUGCAGAACAACUAUGUAAAAAUCAGACAGCAAAUGAGGCAGCAGGCUAAUGAGUCGGGGGAGUCAGCUGCAAUACCGAUUACUGUUAGGCAGCUUGAAGCUGUAGUAAGGCUAAGCGAGUCACUGGCAAAGAUGAGACUGUCCUUUGUUGCAACGGAGGAGCACGUUACGGAGGCACUCAGGCUCUUCAAUGUUUCCACUAUGGAUGCUGCGCGCUCUGGGAUCAAUGAACAUAUGAAUUUGACUGCUGAUAUGGCAAAUGAGAUCAAGCAAGCUGAGACACAGAUAAAGAGAAGAAUGGGAAUUGGAAGCCAUAUUUCAGAGAGACGUCUAAUCGAUGAGCUUGCCAGGAUGGGGAUGAAUGAAUCCAUUGUGAGAAGAGCUCUCUUGAUUAUGCAUCAGAGAGAUGAAGUGGAGUACAAACGAGAACGACGUGUCAUUGUUCGCAAAGCUUGAUAUCUAAAAUAUUCACAAACUCCAGCAAAUAUUAAAGGAAAAUUCAUGUAAUCAAAAUGGUGCCUUUCAGGAGGUUUCUCACGUAAGCAGGUUUGGUGUGGCCCAUCUUCAUUAGUUCAUGAUGUGGAGUUGCAUCAUCAAUUUCAAAUUUGAUUGUACCAAAUCAUUCAUCUUCGUCUUGCCCCAGCUUCAGUAGUUCCUGAUAUGGAGACGCAUCAUCAAUUUCAAAUUUGAUUGUACCAAAUCAUUCUUCUU
Messenger RNA from Magnolia sinica, 2518 nucleotides. Its product is annotated as DNA replication licensing factor MCM5. Bases 74 to 2263 code for a protein of 729 amino acids. Gene Ontology annotation, molecular function: single-stranded DNA binding; ATP binding; single-stranded DNA helicase activity. The transcript has 19 exons. Gene Ontology annotation, biological process: DNA replication initiation; double-strand break repair via break-induced replication; DNA replication. Gene Ontology annotation, cellular component: nucleus; MCM complex. NCBI's taxonomy places the organism in Eukaryota, Viridiplantae, Streptophyta, Magnoliopsida, Magnoliales, Magnoliaceae. The record is from RefSeq and is a predicted model, not a curated record.